CACUUCAAUAUGAAACUGAGGGAUCGAGGGAGUAACUUGAUUAAUCCGUACGUCUAUCAACUCAGCCCGAAACGCUGGAUCGAACCCCUCUACAAGUCCACAUUCAUCUUGACCAUCCAUCUCCGAUCGGACGGUCGAUCAUCCAUGUUACACUGAAGUUUGAACCUGACGAGACCACCCAUCGUCUCCCUCCCUCACCGCCGCGCGUGUCGAUGCCUCCUCCGCGCCGCCGCCCGCCCUCCGCCGCCGACGCCGCCGCCCUCCGCCGCCCCUACCUCCGCCUCGUCGCGCUCUCCUCCACGCUCCGCCACCUCGACCAGAUCCUCGCCGUCUCCCUCGCCUCCGGCCACUACCCGCUCGACCCCGCCCCGGCCACCUCCCUCCUCCUCCGCUACGCCUCGCUCCGCGCCCCCACCGGCCACCUCCUCCGCCUCUUCCGCGGCUUCCCCCGCCCCGACCGGUUCCUCCGCAACGCGCUCCUCCGCUCCCUCCCGUCGCUCCGCCCCCGCCUCCUCUUCCCCUGCCCCGACUCCUUCUCCUUCGCGUUCGCCGCCACCUCGCUCGCCGCCUUGUGCUCCCGUGGAGGCGGCGCCGCGUCGUCUUCCGCGGCGCGCGCGCUGCACGCGCUCGCUGUGGCUGCGGGCUACGCGGCGGACACGUUCGUGGCGUCCGCAUUGGCCAAGCUGUACUUCGUGCUGUCCAGGGUCGACCAUGCACGCAAGGUGUUCGACACGGUGCCUUCGCCGGAUACCGUCCUGUGGAACACGCUGCUGGCUGGGCUUUCCGGUUCGGAGGCCGUGGAGUCAUUCGCGCGGAUGGUGUGUGAUGGGUCGGUGCGGCCUGACGCGACCACGCUGGCUUCCGUCCUGCCAGCCGCGGCGGAGGUGGCAGAUGUAACAAUGGGAAGGUGCGUGCAUUCGUUCGCAGAGAAAUGCGGGUUGGCAGAGCAUGAGCAUGUUCUUACCGGGCUCAUCUCGCUGUACUCCAAGUGCGGGGAUGUGGAAUCAGCACGGUGUCUCUUUGACAUGAUGGAGAAGCCAGAUUUAGUUGCCUACAAUGCUUUAAUCUCUGGUUAUUCUGUGAAUGGCAUGGUUGGUUCAUCAGUUAAUCUCUUUACUGAGUUGAUGACCCUGGGGUUGUGGCCAAACUCGAGCACACUGGUGGCACUGAUUCCAGUGCACAGUCCAUUUGGGCAUGAUCUGCUUGCUCAAUGUUUACAUGGAUUUGUCCUCAAGUCUGGGUUUACUGCCAAUUCUCCAGUGUCAACAGCAAUUACAACUUUGCACUGUAGGUUAAAUGAUAUGGAGUCUGCAAGAAAGGCCUUUGAUACGAUGCCAGAGAAGACCAUGGAAUCAUGGAAUGCAAUGAUAUCAGGGUAUGCUCAGAAUGGCUUGACAGAGAUGGCAGUGGCACUCUUUGAGCAAAUGGUGAAGCUUAAUGUGCGACCGAAUCCAAUCACAAUCUCAAGCACUCUUUCCGCAUGUGCACAGCUUGGAGCUUUGUCCCUGGGGAAGUGGCUGCACAGGAUUAUCACUGAGGAGGACUUGGAGCCCAAUGUCUAUGUCAUGACAGCGCUCAUCGACAUGUAUGCAAAAUGUGGAAGCAUUUCUGAAGCUCGGAGAAUCUUCAACACUAUGGAUAACAAGAAUGUGGUCUCGUGGAAUGCAAUGAUAGCUGGAUAUGGCCUUCAUGGCCAAGGUGCUGAAGCUUUGAAGCUCUACAAGGACAUGCUGGAUGCACAUCUUCUUCCAACAAGUGCUACCUUCCUGUCAGUACUCUAUGCAUGCAGCCAUGGAGGGUUGGUUGAGGAAGGGUGGAAAGUUUUCCGGUCAAUGACCGAUGAUUAUGCGAUCAAUCCAGGUAUUGAGCACUGCACAUGCAUGGUGGACCUCCUUGGCAGAGCUGGCCAGCUCAAGGAGGCUUUUGAGCUCAUCUCUGAAUUCCCCAAGAGCGCUGUCGGACCUGGCGUAUGGGGGGCAUUGCUUGGCGCUUGCAUGGUUCAUAAGGAUAGUGAUCUUGCAAAAUUGGCCUCCCAGAAGUUAUUCGAACUUGAUCCAGAAAACAGCGGCUACUAUGUUCUGCUCUCUAAUCUGCACACAUCCAAGAAGCAAUACUCUGAAGCAGCUGUGGUAAGGCAGGAGGCAAAGAGCAGGAAGCUGGUAAAAACACCAGGGUAUACUCUAAUCGAGAUAGGCAAUAAGCCACAUGUUUUCAUGGCCGGUGACCGUGCCCACCCACAGUCUGAGGCCAUCUAUUCGUAUUUGGAGAAGCUAACUGCAAAGAUGAUUGAGGCUGGAUACCGACCAGAGACAGAGGCAGCAUUGUAUGAUGUCGAGGAGGAAGAGAAGGAGCACAUGGUGAAAGUGCAUAGCGAAAAGUUGGCAAUUGCCUUUGGAUUACUCAGUACUGAACCGGGGACGGAAAUCAGGAUCAUAAAGAAUCUUAGGGUGUGCCUAGACUGCCACAACGCCACCAAGUUCAUAUCCAAGGUGACACAGAGGCUGAUUGUGGUUAGGGAUGCUUCACGGUUUCAUCAUUUCAGAGAUGGGGUUUGCUCCUGUGGAGAUUACUGGUGAUUCAAUUCAGCUGAAUGAAGUGCCUCUGGUCCCGAGCAUAUGAUUGACUUAUUCUGGUGAUGAAAGAAACGAUCGUCUCUUACUCUUUGGAAGAGUAUCUGAGCCACUGGGAUCAAGAAUUGCAACCAUAGAAAGCCAAUUUUCAUUGGACCAGGAGAAUUUCAGAACUGACCGAUAAACUAACAUAGCAGGUUACAGAUUCAAUUUCGUAGUGUUGGAACAAGCACAUUUGUAAUGCAUCACAAAGUGAAUCUUUUGCCAAUUGGCCAUUGGCGUUGGAUUUAAAUGGCAUAACUUGACUUAGGAAGAGGAAAACAGUAUGUCAGUCUAUGCCUCUAUAAGUGUUUCUCUCGCCAGUAGAAUGAUGAGAGAAGUCAUCUCACGAACUACGAGGGAAACACAAGCUUUGUAACAGUCUGCAAGUGCCCAAUAGGAUGGUGAAAGAAGUCACAAAAAAAUUACUCCAGGUCAAAUGCGAUCUAUAUCAGUUGCUUGCUUUUCCUUUAACAAAUCUACACCUAUACAUUUUAUGCCUAACAUGCUGAAAGGACUGCAGUAUCUCAGCAUCGAUUGUGCUCCGUUUGCUUUUGGGGUUUCGUUGUCUUGAUCAUUUGAAAAUUCUUCAGCAGAUGGGCGAUAAGUGCAUCUCCAGUUCUCUAUAUGCAUGUUCACUUGUGUCAACUAUCGGCUUCUAUGCCCAUUCCAACUGCUUCAAGGUUCACAUGCAUCCUGAUGAAUAGAAGAUGGGCAGGUUGCUUCAAUGCUUUGAACUUUGAAGCUUUGUAUCAAUCUUGAGACAAAUUUGAUGGUUGUGAUAGUGCAUGUACAUAAUCAAACUUGUACAUGUGGGAAAACAGUUCUUGCAGAUGGGUGUCAUCUUUCCAACUAGAAGCCUUCCUGUUGCAAUUGGACACAGUUAUAUUAGCGUCUUUCAAGCAAUAUUACUAUAUUUGUGAAAUAUAGUCAAUUUAUAUUAUUGUGCAGUAGUAGCAGGAGCCAAAUAUUUAUCUUUGAACUGUAAGUAUGAAGAAAUGAUUGUUUAAGUAGCUUGGUUGAUCAAAAGAUUAAGAGUAAUGUAUGAGAAAUGUCGAUGACUGUUAGGCUUCCUGAGAGAGGAGAUAACUUCCAAACUAAAUGAGAAGCAAGACUACUUGUUCC
Molecule: messenger RNA, 3734 nt
Organism: Oryza sativa Japonica Group (Japanese rice)
Lineage: Eukaryota; Viridiplantae; Streptophyta; Magnoliopsida; Poales; Poaceae
Product: pentatricopeptide repeat-containing protein At4g30700
Biological process (GO): RNA modification
Cellular component (GO): intracellular membrane-bounded organelle
Molecular function (GO): protein binding; zinc ion binding; RNA binding
Source: RefSeq, a predicted model, not a curated record